Molecule: messenger RNA, 1191 nt
Organism: Oryza sativa Japonica Group (Japanese rice)
Lineage: Eukaryota; Viridiplantae; Streptophyta; Magnoliopsida; Poales; Poaceae
Product: meiotic nuclear division protein 1 homolog
Biological process (GO): reciprocal meiotic recombination
Cellular component (GO): nucleus
Molecular function (GO): double-stranded DNA binding
Source: RefSeq, a predicted model, not a curated record
CUUGUCUUCUUAAUUCCGAGUAGCAAGAGUCUCCGAGUGUCUUCCCCUUCCCAAAAGAAAGAAAAUCUCCCGCUCCUUGCGCCGCCAACGCCAAGACGAGUGGCGGCUGAACAGGGGAGGGGCGGCGAUCUCUAUCUGGCGAGCAGAGCAGGGGAGAGGAUCAUGUCGAAGAAGAGGGGUCUUUCUUUGGAGGAGAAGAGGGAGCAGAUGCUACAAAUAUUUUAUGACAGUCAAGACUUCUAUCUGCUUAAAGAGCUUGAGAAGUUGGGUCCCAAAAAGGGUGUCAUCAGUCAGUCAGUGAAGGAUGUUGUGCAAAGCCUGGUGGAUGAUGAUCUUGUCUUGAAAGAUAAAAUAGGGACUUCAGUGUACUUUUGGAGUCUUCCCAGCUGUGCUGGAAAUCAGCUGAGGACUACUUACAGCAAACUGGAAUCUGAUCUUUCAAGCUCUAAAAAGCGCUUCAUAGAGCUUGUUGAGCAGAGAGAGAAUUUGAAAAGAGGCAGAGAGGACUCUGAUGAGAGAGAAGCUGCUUUGGAGGAGCUGAAGGCUGUAGAGCAACACCACAAGAAGUUAAAGGAGGAACUGGCUGCUUAUGCUGAUAGUGAUCCAGCAGCACUAGAGGCAAUGAAUGAUGCUAUUGAGGUUGCUCAUGCGGCAGCUAACAGAUGGACAGACAAUAUCUUCACUCUGCAACAGUGGUGUUCGACCACUUUCCCACAAGCAAAAGAACAACUCGAACACAUGUACAGGGAGGUGGGGAUAACUGAAGAUUUCGAAUAUCUGCAGUAAUGCAUAACAUCCUGGUUGCCCUGUUACAAAACCGUAUGUAACCCAACUCAGCAAAUCUAGAGUAGUUCACCUGGAAUCUGUAGAAGUUUAUUCAUACCCAUGUUAGCAAUCUUACAGUAAAUGAUCCCAAUAUGCUCCAUAUUUUCUGCUUUGUAAGUAAGGUACCUAUGGAAUGCUGUCAGAAAAACAGUUCUCUAUGAUGACAGAACACUAACAGAUGAGAUAUCGGAUGAAUUUGGUAGAUGCAUGCCAGAUAUUGAUAACCCAUUUUAAUCUGGUAGAUGCAUGACUGAAAAAAAAAUUGCAACAGAAAUCAAAUUUCCUGACCAUCGGAGCAGAUGCCCGCUUUUCAUGUACCACCUAUCAAUUUCAUUCUUAAAUUUGACUUUACUUUAUGAGAAUAAA